Molecule: messenger RNA, 960 nt
Organism: Melanaphis sacchari
Lineage: Eukaryota; Metazoa; Arthropoda; Insecta; Hemiptera; Aphididae
Exons: 2
Coding region: 1-960 (319 amino acids)
Biological process (GO): DNA integration
Molecular function (GO): nucleic acid binding
Source: RefSeq, a predicted model, not a curated record
AUGGGUUCUUCCAGUAUGAAAAGUUUAGCGAGAUCAUACUUUUGGUGGCCAGGAAUGGAUAAAGAAAUCGAAAAUAUCACGCAAAAUUGCGACAACUGUCUUAAUGUUAGACAAAAUCCACCAAAAUCUAUUAUAUCACCGUGGAAAUGGCCAGAAAAACCGUGGACUAGAGUACAUUGUGAUUUUCUUGGACCAUUUCAAAAUAAAUAUUUUUUUAUCAUUGUUGACGCAACCACAAAAUGGUUGGAAGUAUUUCAAGUAAAUUCUAUGACAGCGCACAUUGUUAUUCAAAAAUGUUCAGAAACUAUAGCACGAUUUGGCAUUCCAAAAACAAUUACAUCAGACGGCGCAAAAUGUUUCGCAGGGUUUGAAUUUCAAGUAUUUUGCAAAAAUCUAGGCAUAAGACACAUAACAGGCGCACCAUUUCACCCAGAAUCAAACGGUUGUGCGGAAUCAGCAGUCAAAACAAUAAAAAAUUUCUUUAAAAAAUGUUCGACUGCACAAUCCCAAUUAAAUAAAUUUCUUUUAAUGUAUCGUAACACACCGCACUCUACAACACGAGAAACGCCAGCUCAGCUAAUGUUAGGUCGAUCAACACGUUUACAAUUUGACGCAUUAAUGCCGAAUACAAGUGAAGUGGUUAUCGAACGACAAAUAUCACAAAUAAACAAUGGUGGUAAAAUUAUUAAAUCCAUUAGUUGCAAUACGCAUGAUGUAAAACUCGAUGAUGGAACUAUUUGGAAAAGACAUAACGAUCAAUUACUCAUUGAUAAAUUAAUGACACCAGCGAGUAUUUCUAUUUCACGUACACCCGAUAGAAACAUAAAUGAAAGUACUGAAAAUACCGAAAUAGUAGGAGUUGUAAAUCAAAAUCCGAAUCCUACAAUAAUAAAUAAAACACCCAGACCAAUUAGAUCCAGAAAACCGCCUCAGCGAUACUCUCCAAGUGAUUAUGACUAA